AUGUCCGUUGAUGAAGGACUGCUACUUGACGGUAGACUUGUCAGAAGAUCUGAUGAUGUACCGCUCGAAGUGGAUGUGAAGGCCGUUGUCGAGCCAGAAGAUGUCAAAGUGACAAUCGUGCUUGUACUAGAUACUAGUAGCGAACCAGGUAUGGAGCUGUUGCUUAAUGUUGCGAUUAUUGCAGAUGGGAGAGAGGUGGUUGGUAGGAGAGGAGUCUCUGAAAGAGAACUGGUGGUCAAGGAUAAGGAUAAAGUCAUUAACGUUGUUGCUGUCGAAUUCGAGCUCGUAGGAUACGUCGAAGAGCUUGAAAGGCUCGUUGACAGAGCUGUUGUGGAAAUCGAACUACUUGACGGCAGUGUUGCUGAAGAAGUGAAAGUUGUUGAGCUUGAGCUUGAAGAAGAAGUUGAAGACGACAGCGAGUUUGUUGAGACGAUUAACGUGGAAAUGGUGUUCGAGGUAGUGGUUCCCGUCGCAGACGUAGACGAUGUGAGUGAGAGUGAAGAGGUUAAGGAGCUAGUCGUAUUUGCGAAUGGCCCACCGGUUGAUAUUGAAGAGGGUUGUGUGCUGCUGCUCACUCCGAGGUUCGUUAUUGUUGACGAAGAGGAUGCCGUAGAUUCGGAAGAAGUAGAAGAAGACGUCGAAAUCGAGGUAGAUGAUGAGAUCGCUAAGGAAGUUGACGAGCCUGAAUCAGAGGCUGAAGAGGAAAUUAAAGUUAUUGAGGAACUUGACAAGAAUGAUGACGAGGAGGAGGUUGACGGUGAAGUUGACAACGAGGUCGAAGAAAUCGAAGAAGAGGUCAAGACCAAUGUUGAAGAUGUGUCUGCGGUGGACUCUAGAGUUGAAGAAGAAGUCGAAGAGGAGGUUGAAGAAGAGGUUGAAUCAGAGACUGAGGAGGAUGUUGUUAGAGAAGUUGAAGAGGAACCCGAGGAGGAAGUAGAGGUUGUGUCUGUGGUGGAAUCUGAAAUUGAUGAAGACGUCGAAGAAGAACUCAAACCGGUCGAAGAUGAGUUCGACAAGAAAGUGAAGGACGAAGUUUCAGUGUUGGACUGUGAACUCGACGUUGUGGGCGACGUGCUUGAUUCAGACGAUUCUGUAGUAGUCGGAGCAGGUGGAACCUCCCGAAAGCCGUAA
This is a messenger RNA of Colletotrichum godetiae, 1131 nucleotides long. RefSeq lists its product as uncharacterized. NCBI's taxonomy places the organism in Eukaryota, Fungi, Ascomycota, Sordariomycetes, Glomerellales, Glomerellaceae. The transcript has a single exon. The coding region runs from base 1 to 1131 and encodes 376 amino acids. The record is from RefSeq and is a predicted model, not a curated record.